Recurvomyces mirabilis is the source of this 1260-nucleotide messenger RNA. RefSeq lists its product as uncharacterized. Bases 1 to 1260 code for a protein of 419 amino acids. The record is from RefSeq and is a predicted model, not a curated record. Lineage: Eukaryota; Fungi; Ascomycota; Dothideomycetes; Mycosphaerellales; Teratosphaeriaceae. The transcript has 4 exons. Gene Ontology annotation, molecular function: oxidoreductase activity.
AUGGUUUUCACGUCAGCUACCACCUCUAUGACCAUCAGGCCGGACCUGGUUAUACCACUCAAGGCAGCAUCUGUAACUGGUACUCUACGACACAGCGAUGUGAGCAAUGGCAAGGUCAUCCCAAUCGUCCACAAAGGCGAAAGUAAAGUCGACUUUGGUGCUGAAGUGUACGGAAUUGACCUGAACGACUUCUCGGAUGCAGACUUUGCUUUGAUACAUGAUGCUCUCCAUAAGCACAAGCUGCUGGUCUUCAAGGAGCAACCGGGAAUGCUCAAACCUCAGCAACAAUACAGAUUGACUUCGAGCUUCGAUCCUGACGAGACAAUCGGUGGCUUCGCACAUGGUACGGAUCCAUAUCUCACCUCGCACAAUGGGGUUGACAUAUAUGGCUUGCCAAAUCGUCCAGCAAUACCAAUUCAGCCUCAAGUACAUAUUCUCGGCCGUGGUGAGGUUCCUACUGAUCACUACUCUCUGCCACCUAAGUUCAAGAUCAAGGGCAUCGACCAUGUUGACUUUCAUCUGCCUCCGCACAUAUCGACCGAGGACCGUGAGAAUGGGGCCAGCAGAUUCUACCAGUGGCACUUUGACGGAUCUUUGUACAACAUCCCGCCACCGAGGGUAGGCUGCUUACUAGCUGUACGUACUCCGAAGGGGCCAGAUGUCACGGUACGGUGGGAUGAUGGCUCAGGUUCAGAGCUCAAAAUCGCACCUGGUGCCACAGCAGUAGUUGCAGGCUCUCGAGCUCUCGAGCUCCUGGACGAUGAGCUAAAGAACAUUGUGCUAUACUCACGCAUUGAGUAUGCGCCUCAUGCUUUCAAGUGGAUGUCGACCGCACACUCAACAAGACUGGGUCAUCUCAUUGAGACGGAGGGUUUGGAGGUCCCACUGGAUCGACUACCGGCCUGGGAGCAGAGUAAACUAUGCAUUUACCCAAUGGUUUGGUCGAAUCCAGUGACAGGAGAGCAGUCAUUGCAAGUACACGGCCAAGGUGCAUACAGGCUAUACCUCAAAACUGCACCUGAUGCCGAGGAAACGAUUGUCGACGAUCUUCACGAGGUGCGAGCUUUCAUGCAUCGGCAAGUUGUCAUGCGACCAGUACUUUCACCCGAGAACAUUUAUGCCCACCCUCACCAGGAGCAAGAUGUCAUCUUGUGGUACAACAGAGCGUUAUGGCAUAGCAUUACUGAAUUUCCCGAAAGCUAUGGGCCACGCAUCAUGCACCAAUGCAAUGUUGCUGCAUCUGAUCAUCCUUCCGGCUAG